AGGGUCAGGAUGAACCGAAGCUCUCGAGCUCUCUCGGGCAUUCUUAGUGGGGGAAAGUGGGGUUGAAGUCGGUACCUCGGUGCCCACAAUUUUUAGCUGCAUCCUGCAGCAACGCGUUGAACCUUCAACGCCAAAACCGAAAAAAAAACGCCAAAAUCCGCGUCUCCCCACCAAUCUCCCUGGUUGCAUACCGCUUCGUUUGUGACGAUCGCCGUCGCUGCCGCCAUCCGUUCACCUCAACUUCCGUCCCAUGCCAAGCCAUCGACGAGUGUUUUAAUUGUCGAGCUCGGAACAUUAGAAAAUGCACCAUGGGAAAUGAAUCUAGCAGACCCGAGCAGCCUGAUGGCAGGUCCCGAUCGCUAUCCCCACUUCCGCGCGACGAUCAACUGUCUCUCGAUAACGUCGACGACUGGCCGCACCCUCCAUCGACAAUGCCUGCAUCGUUCAAAGCCGGCGAUGAAGGUUCGGGCCCUCCGGGCGCACGCGGUUCGCUCGCUUGGCGUCGGCGACGACGACGAUCCCGUGGUCUUUCUCCCGAGUCAACUCGCGCUCCAUCUCCUUCUUCACCUCCCCAAGACCGAAUCGUAAACGCCAGCCAACCAGUCCGAUCGGCCCGCGCGGCGUCUCCAGAACACCCUCCCCGACCGGCAACGCAACCCACGCCGUCAACUCGCAAGCGCGUCCGGGAGACGUACUUUGAGAAAAAACGGAAGGCGGAGCUCAAGGAGGCCGCGGCGGCUGCACACAUCAUAAUUGACAAGAGAGAAGCCGAACUUGAAGAUUUAAAGAAGCGCACGCGCCGCUCUAUCGCGCCCUCCCCCUUCCCUCUAGAAGAUGCAGAGCAGUCACUCGAUGAGUCUGCGUCGGCAAGUGAUGCGGAGGAAGCCGCACCUUCAGAGAGACCCUCGUCAUCGAAGCAGGCCGGGUCCACCAAAAAGGACAAGGGAAACGGCAAAGAUGCUAUCCGAGAUGCCAUUCGAGAAGAAGAUACAGCCAUUGCUGACCGUUCAAUCCCCGAUGACGAACCCCCGCCGAGUACACAACCACGAGGAAAGCGGGGCCGGCGCGACAGCAAUUCCAAAUCGCGUAAAAAGCAGAAGUCACGGUCGUCGAGCCUGGGCUUGGAUGAGAUGGAGGCAGGGGAGGCGAGCAAUGAGCUUCUCGGCCAAUCAGCAUCGAACUAUCCCGAGGUGGGCGCUCGGCCCGACAAUACCCCUGCGAGCGAAGAUUACGAAAGUGGAUAUACAGGAACGACGACGCACUCACAGUCUGCCGUGCUCAACGAACACCUAUCCGACGACGGUGCAUCUCCCGAACCAUCAAGAGCAUCAGCAAUCGGCUCCCAGCGUUCUCAUUCCGACUCUGGAUACGGCGAAGCUGAUGGGCAAGGGCCGUUGAUGUUGAAGCCUGGUAUGGGCAUGGACAACACGAAUGGCUCACCUCGUUCCGGGGACGACCAGCAUUCUACGGCCGAUGGCGGAGCAAGCGAAGAUGGCGAUGACGGAAUGUCUGUGAUGUCCGAGCCCCAGCAUUCACCUGUUGCGUCCGACUCAGACAACUACGACGGCGCAAGCGCUUCUUCAUCGCACAACUCGGAAGGUCCACCUGUUGCGUCCGACUCAGACGAUGACGAUGAAGCGAACACUCCUUCGCUGCACGACCCGGAAGAUUCACCCGCUGCGUCCGACCCGGAUAACCCCGGAAACACAAGCGCUCCUUCACCGCACAACCCCGAGUCGGCCUCUACACGUCUCGACUCGUCGGUCAAGAGUUCACGUCAUAGCGCCAAGAGGCAAGCGAAACUGCCCUUUUUCCCUCGCCAAGAAGAAGAAAACGUGCAGGCGUUUGCUGAACUUCCACACGAGGAUGCCACAUCCCCUCCCCAGCUAAGGCGUUCAAAAAGAACCCGGCAACCUCGCCCAAUUGAGGCUGACGCUGCCGCCGAGGAUUCAGAAGAGGAGCCCAGCACGGGAAAAUCCCAGUACCGAUCCGGUCCUUUCUCCCCCGCGGAGCGGGAUCGGAUUACUAGAGCGGUUGAGCGUUUCCGGGAAGACGAGGAUUUGACGCAGGAAGAAAUCAACCAAGUGAUCCAUGACAACCCCCAGGCAAGUGGCCGGCCGAUUCACCGUCAGCUAUGGGCCACGAUUCAGGAUGCCUGCCCGUUGCGCCCUCGGAGGAAGCUUAUCAGUUGGUGCAGGCAACACUUUCACAACUGGGCCGGGCGGGGCGCCUGGACGCAAGCACAGGACGACGAGUUGGCGGAUUUGAUAGAGAAGCAUGGGAAGAAGUGGAGUCAUAUCGCAGGACUCAUCAACCGCUACUCAGGGGAUGUACGAGACCGGUGGAGGAAUUACUUGGUUUGUCGCGAGACUGUCAAGACUGAUAUAUGGUCCGAGGGCGAAGAAGAACGGUUCCGCGAACUAGUGGAGAAUUCUAUCGACAAGAUCCGCCAGAGAAUCGGAGAGGAUAGCAGAAAGCCUCCCGAGGAGCUCCUCAACUGGCUCAGUAUCAGCGAAGCAAUGGGUCACACCAGGUCUCGGCUACAGUGCAUCCAGAAAUGGAAAAGGAUAUGCGAAUCUCAGCCACUAGCCGACAUUGUCCCCACGGUACUGCCCUCGGGUAAUUCGUGGCGGCUGGAAAAAGCUCGCGACGAGUUGCAAAGGAUCACAACAAGCGACAAAUACCGUUUGAUGUGUACGGUUCGCGACUCGGGUGUUGGAACAGACACGAAGAUCAACUGGAAACAAAUUGUCAACGGCACGUUUCACAAACGGUAUGAGCGCCAAACUCUUGUGGUCACAUGGGGACGGCUCCGGACGGCUGUGCCUGAUUGGGAAUGGAUGACGACCCGCGAUUGUGCUCGGUACCUCUGCGAAAUGUACGAGAGGGAGGGUAACUUUGGUUCUGCCGAAGACCCCGGAGUCGAGAACGACGCGCCUGUCUCUACCAAGAAAGGAAGGAAAGGCAAAAAGACUCAUCGAUUAGUAUCGGCAGACGAUUUGGCUUCGGGGUCACAGGACCAACUCCGGGCCGGCUCGGAGCCAACCAGCGAUACACAGUUAUCACCUGUGGCGGACGAGGAGAACAACUUUGCGUCUGCGGAAUCCCGUCGAAAAAGCGACAAGAAGCGGCGCAAGGCAAAGAGUGACACCACACAGUCUCAAGCUGCAGCCGAGACUGCAGAUGAAGACGUUGAGAUGGAGGAUUCGAUGCAUGCAGAGUCGCACGCCAAAUCCGCCAAGACUAGGCCGCCCUAUGGCGAGAAGGAGCAAAGCCCCGAACUCGACACCGUUGCCCGGGAGUCGUCGUCGCCUAGCGUGGAAGCUCAGGCCUCUCGAACGAGAAGACGGGAGAGGAGAGAAAGCACGGCAGAGGAAACAGGUGCCAAGGAAAAGGGGAAGGAAUCUUCAUCGCCCAAGGCCGCGAGUUCCAAGGUUGCGAAGAGGGCGCGUCGCGAAUCCUUGCAGAAUGGUGACGCGGAGGACCUCAGAUCUAAGAAGCGGAAGACGACGAGCCUGUGGUCGAAGUCCAAAGCUAAUGGCGCGUCGCAGAGCAACGGAAAGUCUUCGAGUGUUGUCAGUAGCGAUAUGGAGGACAUGGAGGAUAUACCCGCGACAUUGCCCUGGUCAGGUAGCGCAUGAGCUGGGAUUGCGUUUGCCUGUGUAUCAUGAGUAUCAGUAAGAGGGUGAGAGGGGGGGUGGUAUUAACGAGUAUGAGUAUAUGGGGCGCGAUGAACUGACGUGGCUGCGAGUGGUAUCCCCGUUUAGCCACCCACUUGCCUUGCUUUAGCUGUUAAAUAUCCUGAAUUGACCAAUAAUUUCUCGGACAAAU
This is a messenger RNA of Chaetomium fimeti, 3831 nucleotides long. RefSeq lists its product as uncharacterized. The transcript has a single exon. Gene Ontology annotation, molecular function: transcription cis-regulatory region binding; DNA-binding transcription factor activity. The record is from RefSeq and is a predicted model, not a curated record. The coding region runs from base 309 to 3641 and encodes 1110 amino acids. NCBI's taxonomy places the organism in Eukaryota, Fungi, Ascomycota, Sordariomycetes, Sordariales, Chaetomiaceae. Gene Ontology annotation, biological process: regulation of DNA-templated transcription. Gene Ontology annotation, cellular component: nucleus.